CUCUCUCUCUCUCUCUCAGUCUCUCUGACAUCGGCAUUUUCUCAUACAGUAAGCGCCAGGCACUGACAAUGUGGACAUCAGCAGGGAAUAUAUAGUGUCUAUCAUCUACUUACGCAUCGUGUUACCAGCGCAUUCAACUUCAUUAUUAACAGAGAAGCGAGCGGAAGGAGAGACUCCUGACUCCCCCCUCCCCACCCAUUCCAUCAUCCGCAGAGCAUCUUUCAUGCGUCUCCCUGGGCCCAACUCCCACGUCAGGAUGAACUGUGAGCAGGAUUUUGGAGAUGGAGGAAUGAAUGUCACACUAACCCUCCGCCUGCUCAUGCACGGCAAGGAGGUCGGAAGCAUCAUAGGCAAGAAAGGAGAGACCGUGAAGAGGAUACGAGAGGAGAGUAAUGCACGUAUCAAUAUCUCAGAAGGCUCGUGCCCAGAGCGAAUCAUCACCAUCACAGGAGCUACCGAGUGUGUCUUCAGAGCCUUCACCAUGAUCACAAUCAAACUAGAGGAGGACUUGGCUGCACUUGUGGCGAACGGCACAGUCACCAGUAAGCCUCCGGUCACACUACGGCUGGUUAUCCCGGCCAGCCAGUGCGGUUCGCUCAUCGGCAAGGGCGGAUCCAAAAUCAAAGAGAUCAGAGAGAAAACAGGAGCUCAGGUCCAGGUGGCUGGAGAUCUGCUCCCUAACUCCACAGAGAGAGGGGUGACGAUAUCCGGCAGUCAGGACGCCAUCAUCCAGUGUGUCAAACUCAUCUGCACCGUAAUACUGGAGUCUCCUCCAAAGGGUGCUACAAUCCCGUACCGCCCCAGUCCCGCCCCAAGUGCAGUUCUUCUAGCUGGAAAUCAGGUUUUCGAAACGUCAGAGUUUGCGUCUCACCCGCUUUUCUCGGUGGCUCAGGGCGGGCUGGAUCUGCAACAAGCAUAUACUGUACAAAACCAAUAUGGCAUUCCACACUCAGAGCUGGCAAAGUUGCACCAGUUGUCCAUGCAGCAGGGUCUCGCCCCCAUGGCUCAGCCCACAGCCACUCAAGUCCUGUCUGUAUAUGUUCGUCUUCCAGGCAUGGACUCCAGCUCCCAGACGGCAUCACAAGAACUCCUCAUUCCAAACGACCUAAUUGGUUCAAUAAUCGGCAGGCAGGGUACAAAAAUCAACGAGAUCCGUCAGGUAUCCGGGGCCCAAAUUAAAAUCGGCAGUCAACUGGACAGCACCAGUGACCGACACGUCACCAUCACAGGCUCCCCAAUCAGCAUCAACCUGGCCCAGUAUCUAAUCACAUCUUGUUUAGAGACCGCCAAAUCCACUGCCCAGUCCUCCUCCAUGUCGACCCCUGUAGACCUCAACAUGAGCUUCACCCAGACUGCUCCCCAUGCAUCGUCCUCUGCCGCAGCCCUGGCAGCGAUGGGUGGCCUGCCCCACGCUCCAAUCUUGGGCGCCCCCUAUACCCUUCCCCUCUCCAGCCUCCUGGGAAUCAAAUCCGUCCCCUUCCUGGCACUCUCGGCACCUGCCGCCAGCGCAGCGGCCGCUGCCCCCGCUCACGGCACCCUGGCUUCCUACACCGCCAAGAUCUCUUCCGCUAACGGCAUCAAGAAACCGGAGCGACAGAAGUUCGCACCCUACUGAGGAACUUCCACCAAUUUCCAGUGACGAGGAUCCUUUUCCUCUAGCCUGAUGUAGCCGUGUAGUCUACACCAAUUUGUUUCCGUUUUUGUUUUGUAGCUCGUCCUGAGAAAGGUAGGAAAAUAAUGGCAUCAUUUGUUUUACGUUGUUUUCUGGCUGAGGUAGCCGCUAAAGCCAUAGACAAUUCCUAAUCUCCUAUUUUCCCAAAAUCUUUACACACGUUUGUCUGCUCUUAUUUAUUGAUAACAAUGAAAUAUUCCCGCAAAGAGUUUAUAACGUACGACACUGUUGACUGAUGCUAAUCUCUUAUUAUGUAUCAGCUUUUAUACAAUAUGAUGUCUGUGAAUGCUUCUGUAUACAACUUUCUGAAUUUUUUUUUUUUUAGAAAUCUGUAUUAAAUUAAAAAUAUGGAGAAAAAUGUUUUUAAAAUGACAACAGAUCUAAACCUCGCUUUUGUGUUACAUUUUUACGUUUCGUUCACAUUCGUUUUAAAAUGUUAUUUAUUUUAUUUAUUGUACGUAUUGAGUGUUUCUUUUACGAUCAAUGUUUGUUUUCUGUAACAGCUGCAGGUAAAAAAAAACAAAAACAAAAAAAUCUUCAAAUAUCUUCCAUUCGAUCAUGGUUACACCCAUUCUGACACGCAUCUGAGUAACCAAGAACAAGACCGAUUUCUGGAAAGCGUCCAGCGCCACAGUGAAGCCUAGCAUAAUAAAAGUCCAAAUACUUAACGGUAGCUAUUCUUUCGAAACUCGUACGGAGGUGUGUCAGGGGUUUUCGUCACUGUUUCUGAUGGCGUAAAAUGACUACUAUGCAUGGUGACUUCCCUUGUCGUAAACUAAUGCUGCAUGUUGACUCGGCCCCUUACACGCACACACUAGCAACGACAACGGCUUUUAAAAUAGGCAGUGUUGCAGAAGAGCAAUAUUGGUUCCAGAUUUAGAUGUAAACAUACUGUAGCUACAGUCAUUAUGAUUAUGCUCGAUCACAAGAGUAUAUUACACAGACUUCCUAUUUGUUUUUCUUUUUAUUCAAAUUAAUAUAGAAAAUAUCACACUUAUUUUUCUAAAACUAGAGUCCUAAAAUUGAAUGUGACCACUCAUUCACACUUAGAUGUUGUGUAACCUUGUCAUUUGAUUUCUUUCAUUAGGUUAUUUGUUUAGAUAUACUUCUCUCAAACGUCUGUCCCAUACUCAUUUGCAUGAAUUUAACUUGGCGUCUAUGCAAAACAUCUCGGGGGUGGUUCAGCGAAGUAUCCUAUGUCAACAGCCCAGAACAAACCAUUGUUGAGAAAGAGCUGAUUGACGAAACCCGAACCCAAGAACAAUGAUGCUUUUACGAACCAUUCUUUGUAUAAUAUAUAUAUAUACACACACACAUGAAUAUAUACGUUGUAUUAUAUCCAUACUUCCCAUUCCGAAGCCUAACACGUAACCACCUUUUCACAAACUACUGUAUAUGAAAUGACACAGUGUGGCCAUGACAUGCACUGUUGCACUUCACAACGAGAGUUCGGAAAACCGUUCGGAUGCUUGAAUUUUCCGAGGUUUGGGAAAGUUUGUCAGCCUCGACAUAAAUGUAACU
Paramisgurnus dabryanus is the source of this 3193-nucleotide messenger RNA. RefSeq names its product poly(rC) binding protein 4 (gene pcbp4). NCBI's taxonomy places the organism in Eukaryota, Metazoa, Chordata, Actinopteri, Cypriniformes, Cobitidae. The record is from RefSeq and is a predicted model, not a curated record. Gene Ontology annotation, molecular function: RNA binding.